AUGCUUUCUCAAAGGGGUCGGAUCAAUGCCCAGUCUUCGAUUCUGGAUGGCUACAAACGUGGAAAGAACAAUUACCAAAAAGAUUCCAACCCCAAUGGUGUGGUUAGCUUUUCUAAUGCUGAGAACUUUCUUAUGCAUCAAUAUGUCUCUACUUUCGUGAACAAAGGUCUGUCAAUAGAUCAAGCCAGCCUAACGUACAAUGAGGGGCCAAUUGGUAACCUAAGAUUGCGAAUUGCAAUGGCUACUCACAUAAAUGCUACUUUCCACCCCGAUAAAGACGUCACAGAAGAGCAUGUGACUUUUGCCGCUGGGGUCACAGCAUUGAAUGAAGCAUGCGCUAUCAAUCUGGUCAAUGAAGGAGAGGCACUAUUGCUAGGGAUGCCCAUCUAUGGGUCCUUCUACAAUGACCUUACAAUGACAACAAAAUGCAAGAUCGUCUAUGCCCCCUUCCGAGGUACUGACCAAUUUUCAAUUGGUGCUGCGACACAGUACGAGCAUGCAUUACUUGAUGCUGCUAAUAAAGGCAUAAAGAUCAAAGCGCUAAUAAUUUGCAACCCACAUAAUCCACUUGGUUCAUGUUAUACUAUCGCCUGCCUGAAAGAGCUCUUCGUCUUCUGUGAGAAGUACCAGCUUCAUCUUAUUAGUGAUGAAGUCUAUGCUCUCUCUGUUUUUGGGGCUAGUGGCACGCAGUUUACUUCUUUAUUAUCUGUUGACCCUACUGGGUUGCUUGAUAGUGAUAGGAUUCACGUUCUCUACGGGCUUUCUAAGGACUUUGGAGCUGCGGGUUUACGUCUUGGGUGUCUUAUAACUUACAAUACACAAUUAUCGAACGCGACGCGCAAUAUAGGUCGUUUCCACUGGCCUUCAGAGAUUUCGUGUGUAAUUGCGAUCAAAAUUCUUGAGGACAGGUGUUUUACUACAGAAUAUGUAUCUAAAAGUCAUAUAUUACUCAAUGAGCAGUACAUUUUAGCCACCCAAAUCCUGAAACGAGCUGGAAUAUCUUACUACGAUACAGGGAAUUCUGGGUUCUUUUUAUGGAUAGAUCUAUCUCCAUUCUUAGAAAAUCAAGACAUGGAUAAUAAGGGCUUAUGGGAAGCAGAAAAGAUGCUGUCAAGCAAGCUUCUGAAGGCAGGUGUUGAAAUGUCAACUGGGUUUGCAUAUCACAAUGAGAAACCAGGCUGGUUUCGCAUCAUAUUUUCAGUUGAGAGGGAAGUUCUUGAGGAAGGAUUGCGAAGGAUUAUAAAGACCGUGAAAUGA
Molecule: messenger RNA, 1257 nt
Organism: Botrytis fragariae
Lineage: Eukaryota; Fungi; Ascomycota; Leotiomycetes; Helotiales; Sclerotiniaceae
Product: putative 1-aminocyclopropane-1-carboxylate synthase protein
Exons: 9
Coding region: 1-1257 (418 amino acids)
Biological process (GO): biosynthetic process; amino acid metabolic process
Molecular function (GO): pyridoxal phosphate binding; transaminase activity
Source: RefSeq, a predicted model, not a curated record